CUUUAGCGGAGGAGAAGUGAGUGAGCGGCCACCGUGCAACGUAAGUGGCUCGUUUCUGUAUCCGUCAAACAGAGAGGCCUCAGCGGAUAGAUUGAUUGGAUGUACCAGCCGUCUGACAACUGGACGUACGUAAAAUACAGCGCGGUUUGGGCUUAUUGAGCCUGCGCUAACAGAAAAAGAGGAGGUUCCCGAAUAGAGUCCUUUAUUUAUUUCUUUGUUUCCACUGUGGAAAAAUAAUAACAGCGACAUAUACCACAGGCACUUCAUUUAUUAUUUUUGUCCGUAUACACAAGAAAACUGGAUAAGAUUACAGUGGUUACUCGAAGGCCAAAGCCAAGGGGAGGAGGAUGAAGCGGCGCAAUGCGGACUGCAGCAAACUCCGACGGCCGUUGAAACGGAACCGAAUCACCGAGGGUAUAUACGGCAGUACCUUCCUGUACCUGAAGUUCCUGGUGGUGUGGGCAUUGGUGCUACUGGCAGACUUUGUACUGGAGUUUAGGUUCGAGUAUCUCUGGCCAUUCUGGCUCUUCAUCCGGAGUGUGUACGACUCCUUUAGAUACCAGGGGCUGGCCUUCUCAGUAUUCUUUGUGUGUGUGGCGUUUACCUCGGACAUCAUUUGCCUCCUCUUCAUCCCAGUGCAAUGGCUAUUCUUCGCUGCCAGUACCUAUGUGUGGGUGCAGUAUGUUUGGCACACAGAGAGAGGAGUCUGUCUGCCCACAGUGUCUCUAUGGAUACUCUUUGUGUACAUAGAGGCAGCCAUCAGAUUCAAAGACCUGAAGAACUUCCAUGUGGACUUGUGUCGUCCUUUUGCUGCACACUGCAUUGGCUACCCAGUGGUCACACUGGGCUUCGGCUUCAAGAGCUACGUAAGUUAUAAGAUGCGCCUCCGGAAGCAGAAGGAGGUGCAGAAGGAGAAUGAGUUUUACAUGCAGCUCCUGCAGCAGGCUCUGCCUCCAGAGCAACAGAUGCUUCAAAGGCAAGAGCGAGAAGCAGAAGAAGCAGCAGCAGCUAAAGGAAUAUCUGAAGUGGACACACCUCCAGUGUCACAGAAUGGCGCCCCAGCCAAUAAAAAGACAUCGGCACCACUGCCGGAACUGGAGUAUAGAGAAAAAGGGAAAGAGGGAAGGGGUGGCGGGGAGGCUAAAAAGCAGCACAACAGCAACAGCAUCCUGCCAUCAUCAGUGGACUCUAAACUCCAGGAGAUGGAGUAUAUGGAGAACCAUAUGAACAACAAGAGACUGACCACAGAGCUGGGCAGUACAGAGAACCUGUUGCUUAAAGAGGACAACAAUUCCUCCUGCUCCUCCUCCUCCUCCUCCUCCUCCAAAAACUACAAAAACGCCAGCAGCAAUGUGGCGACGCUCAACUCCUCACCCCGCGGCCAUAGUGCUACCAAUGGCAGCGUGCCCUCCUCUGCGCCAUCAUCAUCCUCUUCCACGGGGAAGAACGAGAAGAAGCACAAGUUAGCAGUGGGGAAGGGGACGUCAGGCGGCUCCCACAGGGAUCCAACAGACAACUGUAUCCCCAACAACCAGCUGAGCAAGCCAGAAGCACUUGUUAGAUUGGAGCAGGACGUUAAAAAGUUGAAGGCGGACCUGCAGGCCAGCCGGCAGGUGGAGCAGGACCUGCGCAGCCAGAUUGGCUCACUGGGCAGCGCUGAGCGCUCCAUACGCACCGAGCUGGGCCAGCUGCGCCAGGAGAAUGAGCUGCUGCAGAACAAGCUCCAUAAUGCUGUGCAGGCAAAACAAAAGGACAAACAGGCAGUGGGCCAACUGGAGAAGAGGCUCAAAGCAGAGCAGGAGGCUCGAGCCACCGCUGAGAAACAGCUCGCAGACGAAAAGAAACGAAAGAAGUUAGAGGAGGCCACAGCAGCCAGAGCAGUAGCACUAGCAGCAGCAUCCAGAGGGGAGUGCACAGAAACGCUGCGGCGGCGGAUCACUGAAUUAGAAACGGAGUGUAAGAAACUAACAAUGGAUAUCAAGCUUAAGGAGGACCAGAUCCGAGAGCUUGAAUUGAAAGUGCAGGAGCUUCAUAAAUAUAAGGAGAAUGAAAAAGACACAGAGGUGCUGAUGUCAGCGCUGUCAGCAAUGCAGGACAAGACCCAGCACCUGGAGAACAGCCUGAGUGCAGAAACCAGGAUCAAACUGGACCUCUUCUCUGCACUGGGAGAUGCCAAGAGACAGCUGGAGAUCGCACAAGGUCAAAUCCUGCAGAAGGACCAGGAGAUUAAAGACCUGAAGCAGAAGAUAGCCGAAGUGAUGGCCGUCAUGCCCAGCAUCUCCUACACAGCCGACACCAGCAGCAUGACCCCCGUGGCCCCCCACUACUCCUCCAAGUUCAUGGACACCAAUCCCUCCGGCCUAGACCCCAACGCCUCUGUUUACCAGCCACUCAAAAAGUGAACGCUUCGCCCUGCCCCUCCUUCCCUUCCCUCCCUCCCAUUCACCCCUCCAUCCACACCCCCAUCAUUUUUAUUUUACCUGCAGGCCCCGCCACCUUCCAAUCUGCUCGGCAUGUCUGCGGCUGAGAACGUUGUUUUUUCUCUUGGGGGUUUUUGUUCUCUCCUCGCCAGGUCAGAAGGAUGUUGUAUUGUGUGACUGUAUUUGUUGUAGUUAAAACAAAAGACAAAAAAAAAACUUAAAAUGGACAUCACAUGUCAACUAGGAAGUCCCAGUUUUUUUUCUCUUAAGUGUCUAGUGAAACCUCACAGAAUCGGGUAUGUAUCUUCAUCUCAAGGGUGUUGCUCUCCCCUUCCCAUCACCACUGCAACCACCUGCAACCAGUUACCUGCUCUUUGGUCCUGGGGAAUAGCUGCUUUAUUUUAUUUUUUGGUUGACCCCCAGCAAAAAAAAAAAAAAAAAUCGGAAAACAGAGUUCUCCUUCAUCAUACAGCCUAACUUGUAUCCCAGUUUCUUUGACAGAUUGCUUUUCUCCCAAAGUAGUACGGCAACAUCUGUAAAAUCAGAGGAAUGUAGUGCAAAGUUGGCACAGACUCCCGCUCCUGUUACGUUCAAUUUAUCCUUUCAAUCCACAAUCUGACAUCAAAUUAACCCUGCUCAGAGCUGCUUAGGGGUUUGGUGAUAAAUAUUUUGUGUACUUUAUGGUUCUAUUUGUUCACUCUUUUGUUGAUUUCAACAAGUUGGAAAAGAUCCUGUGUUGUAAACAGAAACAAAGACCUUGAAAUGAAAUGAAUCCAAGCAGCUCCAAAUGUUCGGCAUCUGUGAAAACAGCAAUUUGGUUUCCCUCACUCUCUUUUCUGAAAGUUGAAGGAGCGCAGAAAGAGAAGACUGAGCACGUAAGUGUACAGCUUCUCUGCACUCUGCAUAGUCUUUCAUCAGUUGUCGUGAUCACAGUGCCUUGAGUUGAGGACAUAGAGUGAGUGUGAUAAUGAAAAAUAGCCCAGCCCUUCUGAAUUAGUUGUGAAGCAUCUGGCUAAGCUGGAAUGGAUAAGAAUUUGACCCCAUCCAGUUAAGUGGGACAAAGUUGCCUUAGGAGACUGAUUUGGUUUUCGGGCUCCCUGCUGAUUUCCACACUGGUGGGGAAGCUGAUCCAUCGUGUACACUCAAAGGCAGCUCUGUCCCUCUCUAUACAAGUGACAUUUAACAGAUCCAGCAGCCAGCACCAAAUCCAACACUUUUAAUUGUACUCCUGUUUGCCAAUUGUCAGUAUGUUGACAUAGUUCGCCACCACAGAGUCUAUGCACACAGGUCUCUGGCUUGUCACAUGUCUGCACACAGAAGCUCAUCUACAGUACACGGCUGUUAAACUCCAAAUCCCUCAGUUGAGCUAUUGCCCCCUCUUUUCAUUUUUUUGAAUACCAAUUUAAAAAGUUGCACUGUAGAAAACACAUGCUGUUUGAAAGGGAAAACUGUAACGAUGGACAGUGCAAUGUACACAAAAGCUUUGGAAAUGCCAACUUGAAUAUAGCAGUUAAAUAAUUUUAUUUAAUUAAUCUUCCACUUCAGUUUGUGUGCCAAGACUGGAAUGCUCAUUUCUCUAGUAAUGUGUUCAAGAAUGUACCGCAAAUACAUUGGCUGACAUUUUUUGUCAAAUAUCCAGUUGAAUAUCACUUAAUGGAAGUUUCUGUUAAGCAGGUAGAAAAAGUGCUCACCUGCUUGUAGUAGACUGUGUAGUGAAAAGUAAGGGACUAGAAAGUCAAAUUUCUUUUUGUGAAUGUUACAGUAUUUACAACUGUUGGGCAAGUGGCUGUUUUAAAGCAGUUUUCCUUACUCCUGUUUCUGGUAUUAUUGUUAAUUUUCCUGCAGGGAGAAAAUCGCUUGAGACUGAUGUGGUUUCACCAGCAUCUAAAAUGAUCAUUGUUGUGCGUGUGGUUAUGGAGAAGCUUUUUUUUUUUUUUUUUUUUUUUUUUUUUUUUUUUUUUUGCUCAGAUUGCUGUCACUGGCUUCUGGGGGAAAAAAAGUUGUGAAAAUUACAGUUUAGUCAGUUGUUUGGUCAACUGAUUGUUGAAAGUAUAGAGAAGUGUUUUUGUUUGUUUUUUGUUUUCUAUGCCCACAGUCACUGCUCUGUUUCUCCCCAGGUCUGACCUUGGCUGCGCUCUCGCUCUGUGAGGUUUGCAAGGAAUAAACUUUUUUUUUUCUUGCGA
Lates calcarifer (barramundi perch) is the source of this 4603-nucleotide messenger RNA. It is a transcript of the gene maco1b, whose product is annotated as macoilin 1b. Gene Ontology annotation, biological process: neuronal signal transduction. Lineage: Eukaryota; Metazoa; Chordata; Actinopteri; Centropomidae. The transcript has 11 exons. The record is from RefSeq and is a predicted model, not a curated record. Gene Ontology annotation, cellular component: rough endoplasmic reticulum membrane. The coding region runs from base 348 to 2402 and encodes 684 amino acids.